AUGACCCCUUCGACGGCCAGAUCCUCCUCGACGGCCACGACAUCCGCACACUCCGCCUCCCUGACCUCCGCGACGCCGUCUGUCCUCUUCCAGGACUACACCUACUUUCCUCUGUCGAUCCGCGACAACAUCGCGCUGGGCGACCCGGAGUAUUUCCAUAACGAGGCGCACGUCAAUAUGGCAGCGUGGCUCGGUGGCACGUCUGAGUCCAUUGCGGAGCUCUCAGAAGAGUAUGGUACAUACCUCGACAAGCUCGUGCGGGACUAUUUCUCAAGCAUGCCGGAGGGUACAAAGGACGCUGUUUGGGAAAAUGGACUUUUCUGCGGUGCGAUGGGCAGGGGCAUGGGGAGCCACGCGAAGGGGCCUGGAAUGAGCAGAGGGCAGAUGCACGGGCUGGCGCAGCGUGUCCGUCCUGUGCAUGAUGGCGUGGGGGGAAGGGUACCUUCUCUGCGUUUAGAUACAUCCAUGAAAGCGACGUUCAAUUAG
Molecule: messenger RNA, 486 nt
Organism: Dichomitus squalens LYAD-421 SS1
Lineage: Eukaryota; Fungi; Basidiomycota; Agaricomycetes; Polyporales; Polyporaceae
Exons: 1
Coding region: 1-486 (161 amino acids)
Source: RefSeq, a predicted model, not a curated record